Molecule: messenger RNA, 758 nt
Organism: Eremomyces bilateralis CBS 781.70
Lineage: Eukaryota; Fungi; Ascomycota; Dothideomycetes; Eremomycetales; Eremomycetaceae
Exons: 1
Coding region: 334-714 (126 amino acids)
Source: RefSeq, a predicted model, not a curated record
UAGCCUACUCAAAUCUCAAGUGGCAUGGAUUUGCUGCAACUGUGAGCGGCGAGUCUGACGAGGUGUAAGCCGACCAUUCCGGUUGGUUCACACAAUCCGGGGGUACUAUCUAAUUUGGGCUGUGGCAGCACGCUUUUUGGUUCCCGACGACUCUGACGUAAGACAACAUAAAUCAAGCAUUUCUGGCUUAGGCGGAGCCUUGACAAGUGAUGUCGGAUAGUUUGGAUGUAACGCGACCCCAAAUAUUAUUCAUUGUUUUGUGAGAGGCGUACCUCGUCUUGUAAACGCCAAUACCCUUCCUGAUUCGCAUCCAUAGUGACAGACACUGCCUCUAUGUAUUUAGCUCCUAAAACCCUUCAAUCGAGAGAGCAGAGAUACGCUGGGCCCUUGUGGAGACAUCGAUUUCCACUUUCGCACAUACCGCCAGGGCUGUAUAUAAUCCCCAGGAGCAUUUACUCGUCCCGCAUUGCCCGCUGGGACUCGAAGGUCUUAUGUUCAUCGCCACCCGUAGUAGAACCCCUUCCGUACCACUGGGGGCGUCUUCGAUCCUCUCUAUUUCUAUGGCUCCUUAGCUCUUCCUCGGCCAUAACACCCCAACUGCCUUAUCAUAGGGUCCCUAUACAUGAAGAGGCAGAAACUACCAAGGCAGACUGUGAAAGUUCCAACAACAUUGCCACAACGGUUGAGAGUUGUACCUGGCCUUCUAUCUGCUGAGUGGUUUAUCAUUGAAUAGCUUCAGCAGUAUCAAAGUGAUGGUA